Molecule: messenger RNA, 287 nt
Organism: Porites evermanni
Lineage: Eukaryota; Metazoa; Cnidaria; Anthozoa; Scleractinia; Poritidae
Source: the annotation of a GenBank genome assembly
AUGGGAACCCCUGGCCUCUCGCCACAAACAAGCUCGCUUAUGCACAAUGUACAAAAUUUAUGUACAAAUCACAAAGAUGUACAAAUCACAUCAUUCAUGUUAACUAGUCUGAGUACCUGACUCCAGCAACAGAAACUUGGACUCGUGGAUCUCAUGGUUUUAAAUAUUUUAUUGAACAUACAAGUAGAACAGUGAGGGAAUGGAAAAGCCUCCCUUCUGACAUUGUAUCUACCAAAUCUUUAGAUAUUAUUAAGAGUAUGUUAAGUGGUUACUUACAAGGAGAUUAG